Messenger RNA from Empidonax traillii (willow flycatcher), 1257 nucleotides. RefSeq names its product NK1 homeobox 1 (gene NKX1-1). Gene Ontology annotation, cellular component: nucleus. The transcript has 2 exons. Lineage: Eukaryota; Metazoa; Chordata; Aves; Passeriformes; Tyrannidae. Bases 1 to 1257 code for a protein of 418 amino acids. Gene Ontology annotation, biological process: regulation of transcription by RNA polymerase II; cell differentiation. Gene Ontology annotation, molecular function: RNA polymerase II cis-regulatory region sequence-specific DNA binding; DNA-binding transcription factor activity, RNA polymerase II-specific. The record is from RefSeq and is a predicted model, not a curated record.
AUGAAUGUGAGCAGAGACAAGGUCGGUGACAUCUCCAUCCCGGCAGCGGCAGCCGCGGCGGUGACAGCCCCCGCAGCCGGCAUCGGCGGGGAGCCCCGCGGCUGCCACGGGGAAGGGAUGGACGGCCGCGGGGAGCAGCGGCUCUCGGCCGGCGGCGAGCUGCCUCUCUACUGCCCUGCCAACCGGGACAGGCAAGGGGACAGCCAGAGCAACACCCCCGGACAAGAGGGGGCAGUGGCCGCGCUGCCCAUGGUGCACAGAACCACCUCCUUCUCCGUGCUCGACAUCCUGGACCCUAACAAGUUCAACAGCAAGCGGCGGCAGUGCGCGGGCUUGUACAAAUCGGUGGGGACCGAGUUCACGCUGGGGGCGGAGGAUAAGCCCGAGGACUCAGGGACGGAGCUGGCCGAGCAAAAGGUUCUCGCCGAAGAUUUCGACUCGUGCAAGAAAUCCGCAGAGCUGAUCAAGGACGGGGAGCUCUACAAGGCCGAGGAGUGCGACCUGGACUACAGCAGCCGGCCGAGCCGCAGCCCCGACAGCGAGCUGCCGGACGACGAGGAGCUGUGCAGCGAGGAGAGCGGCAGCACCAGCAGCAGCAGCGGCGGCAGCUCCGGACCGGCGGCUCUCGGAGAGACCGACCCGGGGCCGCUCCGCGCAGAGCCGGCCGAGCCCGGGGGUGUCCCGGCCCCACCACCCCCUCCGCCGCCCCCCCCGCCGCCCGUCGGGGCGCAGCCCGGCCCGCAGGCCAAGCCCAAGAGGAAGCGGACGGGCUCGGACUCCAAGUCGGGCAAGCCCCGCCGGGCGCGGACAGCCUUCACCUACGAGCAGCUGGUGGCGCUGGAAAACAAGUUCAAGUCCACGCGGUACCUGUCGGUGUGCGAGCGCCUCAACCUGGCGCUGUCGCUCAGCCUCACCGAGACGCAGGUGAAGAUCUGGUUCCAGAACCGGCGCACCAAGUGGAAGAAGCAGAACCCCGGGGCGGACACCAGCGCGCCCACGGGCGGGGGCGGCGGCGGCGGGGCCGGGGGCGCGCUGGGCGGGGGGGCUCUGCCGGGGGGGCUCAGCCCGCUCAGCCACUCACCGCCCAUGGGCGCCCCGCUGUCCAUGCACGGCCCCGGCAGCUACGCCGGGCACCCGGCCGGGGGGCUGGUCUGCGCCGCGCAGCUGCCCUUCCUGCCCAGCCCCGCCGUCCUCUCGCCCUUCGUCCUGGGCUCCCAGACUUACGGCGCACCGGCUUUCUACACCCCGCACCUAUAA